Pleurotus ostreatus (oyster mushroom) is the source of this 1980-nucleotide messenger RNA. RefSeq lists its product as uncharacterized. NCBI's taxonomy places the organism in Eukaryota, Fungi, Basidiomycota, Agaricomycetes, Agaricales, Pleurotaceae. The record is from RefSeq and is a predicted model, not a curated record. The transcript has 12 exons. Bases 1 to 1980 code for a protein of 659 amino acids. Gene Ontology annotation, biological process: protein phosphorylation; intracellular signal transduction. Gene Ontology annotation, molecular function: ATP binding; MAP kinase activity. Gene Ontology annotation, cellular component: nucleus; cytoplasm.
AUGGAACGUGGAUCGGGGCAGAUCAAGAGUAAGAAGGCCUUCGAAUCCGUUCUCAGAGGACAAUCUCCACAGAAAGUACUGUCGAUUCCGUUGCUGUGCUCGCUGGCUUCCAAACUCAACGUCCGCAGAGGCUACCAUUCCCUGCUUUCGUCCUUCGGCAAAGUGUUCCAUGUAGAGCGAAGGUGGAAGUUGGUUAGAGAAAUGGGCUCCGGGGCUUAUGGUGUCGUUAUUUCAGCCGCCGAUGAAAUUUCAGGCGAGACAGUGGCAAUCAAGCUCGUUACACGCGUCUUUGACAAAGUACAGCUGGCUAAGAGAGCUCUGCGCGAAAUAACCCUCCUUCGCCAUUUCGCCGGCCACGAAAACAUCACUGGCUUGAUCGACGUCGAUGCAAUAUCCCCAGACUUCAACGAAAUCUACAUUUUCAUGGAGGUGAGUAUUCCUUUAUCUACGGAUCUCCAUCAGAUCGUGAAGUCGGGACAAACCCUAACUAAUGAACACGUUCAAUACUUCCUUUACCAAGUCCUCAGAGGCAUGAAGUACGUGCACUCUGCUUCAGUAAUUCAUAGAGACCUCAAGCCCGGAAAUCUGCUCGUCAAUGCGGAUUGCGAGCUCAAAAUAUGUGACUUUGGCCUCAGUCGCGGCUUCGACGCGUUGCCAGAUGACGAUACGCAUCGUUUGACUGAGUAUGUUGCCACUCGGUGGUAUCGGGCUCCUGAAAUCAUCCUUGCAUUUCGUCGAUAUAACACCGCCAUCGACGUUUGGUCAAUAGGCUGCAUCUUCGCCGAACUACUCACCGGCAAGCCUUUGUUCAAAGGCAAGGACACGUACCAUUUAGCUACGCCGGAUGCCCUUGAAAUAGUGGAUCAACUCAACAAGAUUCUGGACGUUCUUGGGACACCUGAUGAAGCGGUCACGAAACGAAUAGCCAGUGAUAAGGCUCAAGCAUACGUUCGAUCACUGCCGUUCAAACCGAAGAAACCUCUGCAAACCAUCAUUCCUUCCGCAGAUCCACAGGCCAUCGACCUACUAACUAAGAUGCUUGCAUUCGACCCCGUCGACCGAAUCACCGUGAAUGAGGCUCUCGAACACCCAUGGCUGUCCUCAUAUCACGAUAUCAAGGACGAGCCGGUAUGCGACCAUAAAUUCGAGAAAUGGCGGCAGAUCGAGGAGCUAGAGACCCUCGAUCAAUUUCGCGAUGCGCUGUGGAACGAGAUCGAGGACUACAGGCGUGAGGUCCGCGGAAUGAAUGUCGACCUCAGUGGCUUGCCGCCGCGACGACCGUCCACCACUAGCAUCAGUAACCUCUCGAAUGCGGAAAUAGUAGUAGAGGACUCGCAUAUUGUGGUCGAUUCAGCGGGUGGAUCAGCAGAGACGACGCUGGUGCCGGAUGAGGGGCACCCGAAGAAAUUAGACGAAGAGGCUCAAGAUACCCUCGGUGUGUCUGCCAAUCUAACGCACCCGGAUUCGGCUUCAAGUCAGGCACGACCGCUGCCUUCCUCGCCCAUCGAUCCCUUGGUCAAAUAUUCUAGACGGCCGAGUAUCUUGCAACCAUCCCGACAGGGGUCUACAUAUAACUCUCCGCUGACUACUAUGCAGCAUCUCCCUUCUCUUAGCGACGGGCCGCUACACACAGAGCCUGCCAGCCUUCCUGCAGGCAGCGUUGCCUUUCCGACACAGACAUAUGUUGUGCCAGCGCGAUCACGGACCGCUUCGAUGGCUGGCGGCGAAGUAACUCGUAAACUCCUCCGAACGCUGUCGACCGUGUCCAUCCACGAGAGGGCGGAAGGCUUAGCGGGUGGGCUAGCCCAGAUUGCUCCCAUUGGCAAGUACAUCGUGGACAGGGAAGGGACGGGAGCCGAUGCACCGCCGUCGGAGGUGCCUAGAGAUUUCGGAAUUGAUGAAGCUUCAGAGGAAGACGAGCAAGAGAGUUCAAAAGACAAAGAUGCAACUAGACAGAAGAGCAAAUUCCACAUCCAUUAA